Molecule: messenger RNA, 2562 nt
Organism: Dufourea novaeangliae
Lineage: Eukaryota; Metazoa; Arthropoda; Insecta; Hymenoptera; Halictidae
Product: peptide transporter family 1
Exons: 9
Coding region: 190-2280 (696 amino acids)
Biological process (GO): oligopeptide transport; transmembrane transport
Cellular component (GO): membrane
Molecular function (GO): dipeptide transmembrane transporter activity
Source: RefSeq, a predicted model, not a curated record
UGUAGAUCGGCGAUCUAUGCGUCGCGACACACAGAAGAAAAAAGGAGCUGUUCCUGCCCCGAUAGAUCGGCUCGAGGACAAUCUAACGCCAUGUGAUCCGUUCCGGGAUCGUGUUUCUCGUGCCGUAAAUUCUCUGUUGGUGACCGAUUUCAAUUUUAUCGUGAUUCGUGCACUCAGAAGAUCAGCAAAAUGUUGGAGCAAGAUGGGAACCAGACAGAGAAGCUCAAGUACCCGAAGUCGGUGUUCUUUAUCAUCACCAAUGAAUUCUGCGAAAGGUUCAGUUUCUAUGGAAUGAGAACUGUGUUGGUACUCUACCUAAGGAAUCAAUUGCAUUAUGGAGAAGGCACUAGCACCGCAAUUUAUCACGCAUUCAUGAUGCUCGCUUACUUUUUCCCUCUGUUUGGUGCGAUACUGGCGGAUUCAUUACUCGGCAAAUUUCGGACGAUUUUCUAUUUGAGCAUCAUUUACGCGGGAGGACAGAUCCUCCUGUCCCUGAGCGCGGCUCCUCCGAUAGGGCUCUCGCCGAGAGAAUUUUCAAUGGUUGGUCUGCUCCUUAUAGCCAUUGGAACAGGCGGUAUAAAGCCUUGCGUGUCAGCGUUCGGUGGUGACCAAUUCGUCCUGCCCCAACAGGAACGAUACCUCUCCACAUUUUUCUCCAUCUUUUACUUUUCCAUCAAUUUCGGCUCCCUGAUCUCCAGCUUCCUCACGCCUGUACUUCGCAGCAAUGUCAGCUGCUUCGGUGACAAUUCCUGCUACUCCCUGGCGUUUCUCGUGCCGGCCGUUCUCAUGAUCGUGUCCAUCGUGAUAUUCCUGCUCGGAAGACCUCUGUACAGGAUGGUCAAGCCUUCAGGCAAUGUGAUAUUACUCGUCUCGCAAUGCAUUUCACACGCGAUUUACAAGAAGGCAACGUCCAAGGAGAAACGGGAGCAUUGGCUCGAUCACGCGGAGGACCAAUAUGAGAAGCCUCUGAUAAAAGACAUCAAGACAUCCCUACAGGUCAUGAAACUAUUUAUUCCUAUACCGAUCUUUUGGGCGCUGUUCGAUCAGCAGGGCUCUCGAUGGACAAUCCAAGCGUCCCGUAUGAACGGCGAGAUCGGCGAUUAUCUGCUCUAUCCGGACCAAAUGAUGGUGGUCAAUCCCCUACUGGUGCUUGCCUUCAUUCCACUGUUCGAGACCUGUAUUUAUCCGCUUCUAGCGAAAAUUGGGCUUCGGACACCGCUUAAGAAGCUUACGAUAGGCGGUCUGCUGGCCGGUCUAUCCUUUGUCGUCUCGGCGCUGGUUGAGCUUCAACUCGAGCAAACGUAUCCAGUACUGCCAUCACAGGGCGUGGCCCAGAUACGAAUUUUCAAUACUCUGAACUGCCCCGUAAGUCUAACCAUAGAAGGGUUGCCGAAAGGGUCUUUUGAACUCAAAGCAAUGGAUAUGUGGGUAGACAAAUACGUCGAGGCGAACGGCACGAAAUCCUUGAGUUACACGGCAGACUUUUCAAAAUGCGAGACAAUGCUCGUUAACGGAAUUUCUCAAGGCAAAAUCGAGGUGUUCGAAAGGAAUGCAAUCUCCUGGGCCAUCACGCGGAAUGGCCUCUCUUACAGCUACCACGACUCGGUAGAAAAAUCGGUAUCAGGAGAUCCGCUGGUGCGUCCUCUGCUCUCAGUGGACUCUACCGUUGAAUGUAGGAUCAUGAAUGGCGAUAUAGCUGUCCAGACUUGGGAGAUAGCGAAAGAUUCGAGUGAAAUUCAUAAUCUAACAAAAAUCAAGGCAGGAAAGUAUGAUAUUUGGAUAGAUAACAGCAUAGUGCAAACAAAAGUACCGAUUAAACUCGGCGGAGUAUACACGUUAGUGGGUUACGCGCAAUCUGGCAUAAGGAAUGUCAACGUGGUAACCAUCACCGACCCAAACUCGUUGCACAUAUUAUGGCUGAUACCGCAAUACAUCAUUAUCACAAUGGGAGAGGUGAUGUUCUCCGUAACCGGAUUAGAAUUUGCAUUUACGCAGGCACCUACCAGCAUGAAGUCGUUACUCCAAGCCAGCUGGCAGCUAACUGUCGCCGUUGGUAAUCUUAUCGUUGUCAUUGUUGCGGAAGGCUCGUGGUUCGAUAAUCAGACGUACGAGUUCUUACUUUUCGCUGGACUCAUGUUCCUCGAUAUAAUAGUAUUUGCUGUAAUGGCGAAAUUCUACAAGUAUGUGGAGACACCCGAGGAAAAGUCUCUGACAGGGGAGCUUGAUAUGGAACUAAAUAACGGAACAGUUAAUUCAUCCUAUAAGGAUGACGAGAAGUGAACUGUUGACUGUUACAAGUGUAAGAUUGUGUGAUCUGUGAACGGUUUCAUACUACAUACCUUGGAACUUAAAGAACAACUUCCAACGAGCCCUGAACAUCUUUCAUUUUAAUGUUGACCAUUGAGCAUUUUUUACUACUUGGUUCCGAGAACAAGAUUUACUCAUAAUUGAUGGGAUUAAUUUAUACAGGAUUCAGUCAUUUAAAUCGACUGCCUUGAAUAUCCUCGAAGCCGUUGAUGAUACCGAGAAAUGUUUCAGACAACAGUUGAAUGGUUUCGAGGG